UUAUUCAGGCUGAGAGCACAAACGAAACAACAGCUUUUGGAAUAUAAAUCAAUGAUCGAUGCAAAUGAAGAAAAAACUCCAGAACAAAUCAUGCAAGAAAAGCAGAUUGAAGCUAAAAUUGAAGACCUGGAAAAUGAAAUUGAAGAGGUGAAAAUUGCUUUUGAAAUGAAAAAGUUUACAUUAGACAGGAUGCAACUUUCAACUGCACUUAAAAAAUAUCUGGAGAAAAUUAACACCAAGAAUAAUGUCCUCGUGGAUAACAUGGAACAUGUAUUAAAGCUAAAUAAAUUAGUAAUGAAAUCACAGCAGGAAUCUUGGGAUUUGGAGGAAAAGCUGCUUGAUAUUAGAAAGAAGAGAUUGCAAUUAAAACAAGCUUCAGAAAGUAAGCUUUUAGAAAUACAGACUGAAAAGAACAAACAGAAAGAUGAGCUGGACAGCAUGGAAAAUUCAGACAAGAUAAAGACCAUACAAGAAAAUCUACAGGUAGAGAUACAAAUUACUACAGUUAUUCAACAUGUGUUCCAGAACCUCAUUUUGGGAAGUAAAGCCAACUGGGCAGAGGAUUCUGCCCUUAAGGAAACUGUUCUUCAGCUUGAGAAGAAUCUUACCAUGAUCUAAAAAGAAUUCUAUCUUGGCAUUUUUUGUUUCUGUCUUUGAUAUGUCGUUUAAAUAGCAAAUUUCAAGUGAAAUGUUUUUCCUGUGUUUUUGGAACUAUUCUAAUACUGCAAAUUUUUUUUUUAAACUUGAGUUAACACUGUAACAUGGAAUCUUACUUUAAAUAUGAUAAUUAAAGUGACUGUCAUACUGUAAGAGAAUCUUAAAAUCUUAGCCUUGGAAAGAUCCUGAAGGACAUCUAGUCCAACUUUUCACUUACAUGGAUAUUUUUUGUACAUUUCUGCAGUUCCAGAUUUCAUCUGAAAUACCUGUAGCUUUGUUUGUCAACCAAAAUAUUAGAAAAAUUAGAAAAGCAUGUGCAUGUCUUUAUUUUUUUAACUGCCAGUUGUAUUUUAUUCAAAUAAAUCUUUUUAGAUUCAUCUCACUACAAAUUUUUUUUUGAGAUAUAAUUUUCAUACAACACUGUGUAAGUUUAAAGUAUACAAUAUGUGGAUUUGGCCACCAUGGCAUUAGCCAACAUCUCAUCUCCAUCAUGCCACUUAGUUACUUCUUUCUUGUGAGAACAUUAAAAUCUAAUCUCUUAGAUCUUUGAAGUACAUAAUACAGUAUUGUAUAUAAUAACUGUAUUGUAUACAUAGUUUUGUAUAUAAUAACUACAAUUAUAUAUGUAUAUAUAACUAUAAUUAUAGCACUGUGCAUUAGAUCUUCAAAACAUUCAUCUUCUAACUGCAGAUUUGUACCCUUUGACUGCUUUGCCCCAUCCCCCACCUCCCAUCCACAUCUCUGAACAGAGACCCAAAUAAAGCACCUCAGCCUUGAAAAAGAAAGAAAAAGAAAAACAUAUCCCAAGCAUUAACAAUUGUGGUUAUUGUAGAGGAAUUGACCUUUUUUCUUUUGUAUUUAUGUAUUUUCAUGCAUUGCUUUUAUAAGUUAAAAAAUAAAAUAAUAAAUGUUACUGUUAUUAAAAAAUA
Messenger RNA from Manis javanica (Malayan pangolin), 1586 nucleotides. Lineage: Eukaryota; Metazoa; Chordata; Mammalia; Pholidota; Manidae. The record is from RefSeq and is a predicted model, not a curated record.